UAUUGCGUUUACGGUAAUUAUCUUCAAGUGAAUUCUAAUUGGAGUGCUUAAAACCUAUCCUUAGUUCAUUUAGUGCAAAUAAUGUCGUUAACGCAGUUAGUUAAACAGCGGGGAACAUUAAAAUGUAAACUAACCAACUUUAAGACGUUCCUAACGCCAUACUUAUCGAUAGCGACGUUAACUGACGUACAGGCCAGUGAAAUUCAGUGCCGUCUUAGUAAGAUUGAGGAAAUGUAUGCAGUGUUUGAUGAAUUACAGGAGCGGAUUGAAGUAGAAUCGGAGACCCCCCGGGAGCAAUAUGUUGAGCGUAUGGAUUUCGAGAACCAGUACUUCGCCAUCCUGGCCAGCGCUCGGGAAUUACUUCGCCAGCGUGGCAAGGUGGAUGCCGAAAGUAAGGUUAUGUCUGAGGCGGGUUCCGGUUCGUGCCAGCAUAAAAAUAAUCUGAAUCCUGUGCCAGAGGAGAAGAUCAACACGCUGCAGCGGUAUCGGCGCGUGGAGCAGCUCAGACUUCAUUUUUGGAACAGAUUUAAAGUAGAAUAUGUUUCACAACUACAGCAAAAAACCAAAUGGUUUUCAUCACAUGAUCAACUAGUGGAGGGAGCCCUAGUUAUCAUCAAGGAGAAAGGGGUGCCCCCUUUAAUGUGGCUACUCGGCCGCAUAGUAAAGCUUUAUAUGGGCAAAGAUGGAAUAGCCCGAGUAGCAGAUAUAAAAACAAAACGGGGAAUAAUCAAGCGGGCAUUUAAUAAUAUUUGCCCCCUGCCCACUUCCAUGUAACGUGCAUUGCACUCCGGAUUAUGCACAAGCACUCACAUCCUGCUCUCAAUUAUAGGUUCCUUGAAGUACUUCAACGCCGGGAGCAUGUUCAG
Messenger RNA from Cydia amplana, 866 nucleotides. RefSeq lists its product as uncharacterized. NCBI's taxonomy places the organism in Eukaryota, Metazoa, Arthropoda, Insecta, Lepidoptera, Tortricidae. The record is from RefSeq and is a predicted model, not a curated record. The coding region runs from base 82 to 774 and encodes 230 amino acids. The transcript has 2 exons.